Messenger RNA from Balaenoptera musculus (blue whale), 2527 nucleotides. RefSeq names its product interleukin 33 (gene IL33). The transcript has 7 exons. Lineage: Eukaryota; Metazoa; Chordata; Mammalia; Artiodactyla; Balaenopteridae. Gene Ontology annotation, biological process: positive regulation of inflammatory response; positive regulation of cytokine production. Gene Ontology annotation, molecular function: cytokine activity. The record is from RefSeq and is a predicted model, not a curated record. Bases 65 to 841 code for a protein of 258 amino acids.
GGAUAACAGGAGACCUCAUCAUUUGAGACCAGCCCUUCACAUUUAUAGCUUAGAAGCCUGAAAAAUGAAGCCUAAAAUGAAGUAUUCAACCACCAAAAUUUCCCCAGCAAAGAUGCACAGCUCAGCAGGCAAAGCCUUGGUAAAAUCUCCCACGUUGAGAAAAUCCCAACAGAAGGCUGAAGAAGUUUGCCCCAUGUACUCUAUGCAGCUACGCUCUGGCCUUAAAAUAGAAAAGAAGACCUGUUACUUUAGGAAAGAAACCACCAAAAGGCAUUCACCAAGAACAGCUAAAAAGUACAAAGAGCAACGUCUGGUAUUCGCUGCCUGUCAGGAGCUGGAACACAUUGGACAGUCUGUGAAGAGCUUCACCUUCGAUAAAACUAGGGUCCAGAAAUAUACUACAGCAACUGGUCUUCCAAGUAUCAAAGAACAUUCUGCUUCCCUGAGUACAUACAAUGAUCAAUCCAUUACUUUUGUUUUCGAGGAUGGAAAUUAUGAGAUCUAUGUUGAUGACUUAGGAAAAGACCAAGAGAAAGAUGGUGGUGGUGAUCAUCGGAAGUUAAUGGUAAACCUGAGCCCCACAAAAGACAAAGACUUCUUGCUACAUGCCAACAGUAAGGAGCAUUCUGUGGAGCUACAAAAAUGUGAAAACCCAUUGCCAGAACAGGCCUUCUUUGUCCUUCAUGAGGAGACCUCUCAAUGUGUUUCAUUUGAAUGUAAGAGCAAUCCUGGAGUGUUUCUAGGAGUAAAGGAUAACCACCUAGCUCUAAUUAAACGAGGGGAACACCCUGAGGAUUCAAAUGAAGAGAAUACCAUAUUUAAGCUCUCAAACUUAAUAUGACGGAAAGCUGCGGAUCUUGGGUUGAGUAGUCCAAACAGCUACCAUUGGAGAAAGGAUGAGCGAUAAAGAGACAGAUAACACGAAGGGAAAUGGAAUGUUUAGUAUGCUGUGGAAUGUUUUCCUUAUUAUGUAUAAAAAUAAUUUUUUUAUAAUCCUUCAGUUCUGUUUUUUAUUUCCCUCUGCAUCACUGCAUAUUCAGUACAAGUAUUGGUAUAUUAAAUAGCAUAUUGGUAAAGAGACUUGCCAACAUUCUGAAGAGAUACAGCCUGACCUUUACAUUUUUCCACUUUCAGUGCUGAAAGAACUUCUUCAUAUUUUGAGCUGAGACCUCUGGGGAGAAGCGAAGGGGCUGAUCCGCAGUUUUGUUUUAGACAGGGAUCAAUUUAAAGAGCUACAUAGGGACAUAAUUUUCCCUGGUUCCAAAUAAUAGCCUCAAACACUAGAGCCUCUAAUAAAAAAGACAACUGGAAGCAACACAGAUUGACCAUUUCACAACUGGAAUAAAACACCAAGUUUGUUUGUAAAUUCCGAAACUUCAGAUGCCUAUAUGGCUAGACAGGUAACAUAAAUAUGUGAAAAAGCAAGGAUAAUUUAAAAAUUAAGGAAAAUAAAUCUAGUAUUUUAAAAGUGAAUAAUUUCACCUCUAACUCACUUUUAAAAUUCUGAUUUUUAUAGACUGAGUUAACUUUAAGCAAGGCAUUCUUACAUUAGAAAGUGAAAUAAAUUUUAGUUCAGACACAAAAUUGAAAUUAUUAGGAAUAUCUAACAAACUAGAAUAUUUUUAAAAGCACUGAGCCCCAAUACAUGUUUGGGCAUCCAAGUACCAUGGGUUCCAAGUACCAUGGUGUGGCCAGAAGUCCUCUAACCUACUAGAGCUUAGACGGGACAUAGGAUUAACAUUACAACUUCAAUAACUGGUUAUCCUUCAUAUGUUCUUCUGACCCUGGCUUCCAGGAAUCUGUGACUUUUGAUAUAUUCAUUACCUUGGACAAAAUUUCUUCUCAUCCUUUCUUCCCAUGUGCACAAGGCCUUUUGUUGUUUAGCUUCCCAAUAACCCUGCUUACUAUGGAAUAUUCACUUGACUUCUGUUCUUUCUCCAUUUCUUUUGACCAUCUGUGUCCUUCUGCACCACCUGACCUCACUUCCACAUCACCUGACCUCUGGAUGUCAACAUCUUUAUUCUGCUUUUUCUACCUGAUGGUGUAGAAUUUUACAUAAACCUAUUUAUGGCAAUAUUCUUCAUUAAACAUCUUUGUGUUUUAUUGCUACUAAGGUACUAAAAUUUAUACUCAACCAUAUAAUAACAUUUCUCAACUACUAAAUAAUUUUUGCUUAUUUUAAAACCUUAGCAAUUUCUACUGUAAUUCUUCACAGGUGUAAUACUGAUAAUAAAUGACAAACAUAAUGACAGAAUACUUAUAAAAAUAUGACUUUUUCUGAAAGUGUAGGCUUUUUAAUUUGUUGAGAUAUAUUGAAUAUAAUUGUUGGUGGAAAAUAAAAUAAAAGAGGCUGAGAAUUACUGUAUGAGGACAAACAAUUAUAGAACAAUAUAUCUUUGUUUCAUUACUUUGUCAAUAAUUUUACUAUAGAGACAAAAAUAAAAGCAGAAUCUAUAUCAUUCCCUCUGAAAAACACUAAAUGUUGACCAUGUGUAUCUGUAUGAUAUACUUAAAUGAUUACUAUUCA